CUCACGCAAAAAUUUAUCGAGUCAACGGAGUUGUGAGAGGAACAUUCGGAUUGACCCAGCACACCACGCCUAUAGCAUUUCCUCCAUUAAAGCUCUUCAGCUCGAAUUAGAACUAUUAUAGUUCUAAUUGAAUACCUGAAUCUAGUCCCAUUAAGAUAUCAUUUCAGAAAAUGCAUGAUUUCUGCUUCACGAUCCCAUAUGGGAUCCUCCUGGUGGCCGGCGGUGUGAUCGGAUACGUUAAGAAAGGCAGCGCAGCUUCACUCGGUGGUGGCGCCGGCACCGGAUUGCUGCUCAUCCUCGCCGGAUACCUCAGCCUUCAAGCCUAUCACAAGCGCAGAAACUCCUAUUUUGCUCUGUUUCUCGAGUUAGCUGUUGCUGCCAUGCUAACAUAUGUCAUGGGACAACGGUACAUGAAGACUGGAAAAAUAAUGCCAGCUGGUAUAGUUGCUGGGAUCAGUGUGGUGAUGGCUGUGUUCUAUCUUUACAAGAUUGCAACUGGUGGGAAUCAUAUUCCUCCAAAAACCGAGUAAUAUUGGAUUCUUUUUGUGCUGAUAUCAUGGAUUUUAUGAAGACUGAGGUUAAAAGGUUUUGUUGUUGUGGUUAAAAUACAUCGUCUAAAAAAGAACGGCGUUUCUUGCUCCGCAAUUGAUAUUGACGUGCUAAUUGUAGCCAGAGCAUGUAAUUCUCAAUAUACUUGUAGUUCUCAAUAUACUCGAGCUUGCUUUAAACUUUUGAACUUCUCAACUCCAAAUCAUACACGUGCUUCAAAUUUUACCUAUUUUAUUAUAUAUUAUACAUUUCUCAUGUGUUUAGUCUUUAUAUACCAUAGCAUGUAGCACCCAAAAUAGCUCGGUGGAUUCACCUGAGUGGUUAGCUCGAGAAAGGCGGUUCAAAGGAACCUACGUUCGAUAAUGGCAUUUGACCUAGUCAAG
Striga asiatica is the source of this 932-nucleotide messenger RNA. The record is from the annotation of a GenBank genome assembly. Lineage: Eukaryota; Viridiplantae; Streptophyta; Magnoliopsida; Lamiales; Orobanchaceae.